CUGCGUGGUUCUUUGUAUGCAAUUCAAAAGUUUCUACAGUCAAACAGCGAGUUCGCCAUAAACUUAAAACCCUUUCGACAUUCCGUAGUUUGACAGAAUGGACAGAUAAUACGUGUUAAGGCCACGAAGACACUGGUUUUUGAUUUUAAUUUGAAAGCAUGUAAACGGAAGACGUAUCGGUUUCAUUCUGUCUGACUUGACACUAUGGAAGCGGCCAGUGUCCCGUAACAGUUUGAAGUCUAAAAUUAGGGAGGCACCCCAACAGCAAAUGACGCAAGAAGGCUAAACUGGACAGGGUGAUCGUCUCUGGGUGUCAAUGGUAGCGGGACUCAGUACCAUGGAAACGUCCCUUACAACUUUGCUGUUGUUGAUGACAUGGAGGGUAUUUUUAGAUCUUGUUGUCAUCUUUUCGUAACAGCCCGGCCGCGGCGUUCAGUAUAAAGGACUCUUUCAAAAUGCAGUUGUACAACAGUGCGCUGACACACUACCCGAGGUCGUCUCGCAAAGUAACAGUCACUCUGCUGGCCGGAUCGGAGCGUCCAAACGGGACGACACCGACUUCUUCUGCGGCUCCUAAAGUAGGAUUUACACAACAAGGCACAGCUUCAGCGACCAACGGGGAUCCGCUGAGUGAGGCUGCUUCUUCCGCAAACAUGCCUGCCUUUUCGUGUUACGAAGCUUCAUCGUUGAGGCCAAUGAACUUCACAUCGACUGCUGAGAUAUUAAUCCGCAGACCCGAUGGAGUGGAGAGGUCUGUGCCUGUCCACAUCAUAAGGGAGUCCAAGACCAAACGGCUCUCCCCCGACUCCCACGAGGUUGAAAGUUUCCUCUGUAAUGACUGUGAUUCUGAUCUGAUUGUGGACUUGAUAGAUCAUCUCAGAAAUGGGACAGAUGAGCUUUUUCCUGACUGCCCAGAGCUGGUUGGAGGUCACCUUUUUAAGAGUAACAACAUAUGUAGACCCAGAGUAGAGGAAGACAGGUUGGUUGGAAACUCAAGCGAGGAUGAUACAGUUUCAGAGACUGAUGCCCCCCUCAGAUGCAACGGAUGGGCCUCAUCACAAGAAGAGGAGCUCGUUCCCUCCCGAGAAGCUCAGCUGGAAGACCUCACGAAGGAAGAAUUUAGUGAUCCGAGCUGUGCCAAAAAUGCCCCGGCAUCGGACGAGAGACGGGCCUUUGAGCUCAGCGUUCUGCAAGAGUCGUCCCCACAGAGAUGUCAAGAGAGGGGCGAUGUCAACGAUAAAGUCACCCGGUACCUGGCUGAAGUGGAGAAACAAAACCAGUACCUGAAGGAGAGGCAUAAAUACAGAUACCACAUCAUCCCAGAUGGCAACUGUCUGUACAGAGCUGUGUGCAAAGCCACGUAUGGGGACCAGGCAAGGCACGGGGAACUGAGGGAGCAGACGGUGCACCACAUCGCCGACCACCUGGAUGAGUUCAACCCCAUCAUUGAAGGGGAUGUAGGGGAGUUCCUGAUCAACGCGGCGCAGGAUGGUGCCUGGGCAGGCUACCCCGAGCUUCUCGCCAUGAGCCAGAUGCUGAAUGUCGUCAUCCACCUGACAACAGGGGGGAGCUUGGAGAGCCCCACCGUCUCCACCAUGGUGCACUGUCUCGGGGAAGAGGACACCUCCAAACCGGCCAUCUGGUUGAGUUGGCUCAGCAAUGGUCACUACGACGUUCUUCUAGACAGGUGCCUCCCCAACCCGGAGUACGAGGACUGGUGCAGACACUCGCAGAUGCAGAGGAAACGGGACGAGGAGCUGGCGAAGUCCAUGGCAGCCUCGUUAUCCAAAAUGUACAUCGAGAAAAACGGAAGUGCGUGAAAGAAGCGGUGUGUGUUGGGUAUUGAAGGAUGCACUCUUGACACAGUAGAAUGCAGACCCAGCGAUUCUGCUCGGUUUCGACAUGCUUGAAAUGAUGUUUUUUUUUAUAUAUAAGACUCGCAUUUUGAGAGAAAGGAAGUGCAGUGCACAUACUUUGGUUUUUGUAUAUGGCAGCGAUGUCCAAUUAGUGGCAGUGGUCUCUGACAGUGUGUGAGCCUGUUCCUCUGUUGCGUUUGGGUUACAUGAUCCAGUAACUGUGUAUACUGUAUUUAUUUGCCUUUCACUGUCCGACUAGUUAUUUUUCUAAAUGUUUGUGCUUUGUAGGCCAUCACCAAGUACAGAGAAACUUUGUGUGCCAUUUUUCAUUGUUCAGUAUCUGUAUAGCUACGCUCUUUUGCACAAAAGUCCUAUCAGACAAGUCCAGUGAGUUUGAGUCACGUCUGUGAGAACAAUUCAAGGGUUAUUUUUCUAUUACUCAAUUAUUCCUUUUUAGGCUUAAAAUAUUUCAAAAUAAAGUUCUGAAGAAACCUGA
Messenger RNA from Scatophagus argus, 2352 nucleotides. Its product is annotated as OTU domain-containing protein 1. The coding region runs from base 456 to 1820 and encodes 454 amino acids. The transcript has 2 exons. Gene Ontology annotation, molecular function: cysteine-type deubiquitinase activity. Gene Ontology annotation, biological process: protein deubiquitination. The record is from RefSeq and is a predicted model, not a curated record. Lineage: Eukaryota; Metazoa; Chordata; Actinopteri; Scatophagidae.